Molecule: messenger RNA, 1335 nt
Organism: Penicillium canescens
Lineage: Eukaryota; Fungi; Ascomycota; Eurotiomycetes; Eurotiales; Aspergillaceae
Exons: 3
Coding region: 1-1335 (444 amino acids)
Source: RefSeq, a predicted model, not a curated record
AUGCCAGGCAUCUCGGGGAUGGAGGCCCAGGAGCUUAAUUCCAACUCUCGAUUCCUGUUUAGCCAACCACGCGCAUUACAAUGGUUCGAGGGCGGGAAGUUGAUGAAGCUCCAAGAUGGCGAGCGACAAGCUGGACGGUUCGAGCUGUUCCUCGAUCUGCUCUAUGUCGCGAUCCUGUCUAACUUUGCCGAUGCUCUCGCAGAAGAUAUCUCAGGCGCAAAGCUCGUCAAGUAUAUUUUGAUCCUGGCUCCCUCCUGGAACGUCUGGAGCGACCUGCGCGAGCUGAUGAACUCGUUCUACAAUGACGAUCUCAUCCAACGCAUCCUAAUCCUAUGGGUUAUGGCCGUCCUAGUCGUAUAUGGCAACAACGCCCCGCUCGUCGACGAAGAGAUCGGCGCUAUGCGCUCAACCGUCGGCGCUUACAUGGUCGCGCGCAUUUCCUGCAACCUCGCACAUCUGCUAUACUCGUUCGCGAGCUACCACCACCGCCGACAGCAGCGUCUCUGGGUUGCGCUUUCAACCCUAGCUCUAUGUAUCUACAUCCCGCUAUACUUCGAGUCGGUUUCCAUCCGCGGGAAGAUCGCCGCAGCAGUUGUCGCAGUCGUUGCCGAGUAUGUUGUCUGGGUCGCUUGCUAUUCACCUGCAGGCAAGAAGCUCCUCCGCGUUAAAUGGUCCACGGCAGUCGAUCUCUCCCAUGAGAUCGACCGCUUCGCUGCAUUUUACAUUAUCGCGCUGGGCGAGUUUCUCUACCUCAUUAUUGUGGGCUCGCAUACAGCAGUCGGGUUGAAUGAUCGUCUUCUCCACGCGGUGUGGACGUUGAUCAUUGCAUUCUGUUUGAAUUGGCUAUAUGUCCAUGCCGACGGCGCAAUGGAAGCCACCCAUCCCAUGCGCCACUCUGUUUUCACGGCCUUCUCGUGGGUUUUCAUUCAUCUUCCGCUCAUUGCGAGUCUGUUGGCUGGUGGGCACGUUGCGGCUCUUUCGGUGGAAGAGGAGGAAUUCGAGGAUCCGCAGCAGUGGCUUCUUUGUGGUGGACUCGGCACUGGUAUGAUCUUCUUAUAUCUGUUUGCUCUGCUCCACGCCUCGAAGGAUGAGCCUGGGACUUUGAUUCUGGCCAAGCCAAUUCGACUUAUCAUGCGACCUGUAACGGGUAUCAUCGUGGUUCUUCUGCCUCUGGCUCGCCAUCUAAACGCUACCUCAGUUCUGUCGGUGAUCAUGGCUCUUUUCGUGUUCUGUGUGAUUUGGGAGACUGUUGGCUCGCUGAGAUGCGGAGCCUCAUUCAUGGAGGAAUGGGUGGACACCGAAUAUCCUGAACAUCAUACCGAAGAACAUCACUAG